Alnus glutinosa is the source of this 2335-nucleotide messenger RNA. Its product is annotated as ATP-dependent DNA helicase homolog RECG, chloroplastic-like. NCBI's taxonomy places the organism in Eukaryota, Viridiplantae, Streptophyta, Magnoliopsida, Fagales, Betulaceae. The record is from RefSeq and is a predicted model, not a curated record. Gene Ontology annotation, molecular function: DNA helicase activity; zinc ion binding. Gene Ontology annotation, biological process: DNA repair. The transcript is spliced from 12 exons. Bases 306 to 2174 code for a protein of 622 amino acids.
GUGGGCCUUUUCCAACGUCUCCCGCCUCUUGAUGUUCAGUGUCCGCUUCAGCAAACCUCCAUUGGGAGUUGGGACGCUGUCACUCUUCACCCUACUCGCGGACACAGCUCUCCUCCAGAAUCGCUCACUGGUACCUUCCAAUUACCAGAGCUUCUCCGAUUUUCUUUCUAUGUUUCUGCGGAAAAGAACUUUUAAAUGCGCUCAAAGACAAAAGUUUCAUUUGAAAGUGCUUCUGUGGGAAAGGAUUGGAGGGUGCAUUUGUUUUUGAAGCUGAGAUAGGAUAACAGACUGCUUUGAGUAGAAAAAUGAGGUUUAAUAAAUCUCUCCUCUCUAAAGUAUCAAAAUUUUGUUCUCGACCAAAGCAUGAAUUAGCGGGAAAAUUGUUGGAGGAAGUACCAAGAAUCUCAGGCCGAUCAAAAAUUCUCAAUAAGGGAGAUGUCUGUGGAUCUUCCGGGAACCGGAAAAUUCACGACUACGGAAGUAGGACAGUUAUCACCCCCGGGAGCAAGGGUAAAGGAAAGGACAUGUUGGGGCCCGAUGUUACUUACCGGACUGUGCCAUUGAAGGUCCAUCCAGAGACGAUAUUCGCUCCUGUCAAGAGCACGAAUGGGGUGGUAUCUGUUCUGAUAGAUUAUGAUGAUCUUCAUGAUUUAGUUGAUAAUGAAAGCGCUAAAAAGCGAUCUUGUAUGAAUCUUAAAGGUGCAAAGGAUGAAUUUGACGACUCCUUAGCAUAUAAAAGGUUUCCAUCCAUCAUUCUUGGUAGUUCUCCUCAGGUUGAAUUGUAUGAUGAGACUGCAUGUUGCUCUGAAUUGAGUAGGGUUUUAGCUACCCAAAAUUGUGAAGGAUUUCUUCCUAAUUCCAUUGGUGCCAAGCUGGUUCAAGAGGGUUCUAGGGAAACAGGGCCUUCUGUGUCUCCUGUGCUUCUGAGUGUAACACCUUCCCCACUAAAAGAAGAUUCUUAUGAGACUUUAUCUUUUCAGCCUGUUGCUUUAGAAACUAUAGAAAAAUCAAAUUCUUCAGUCACUGUAAAGGAAUCUUCUAUCAAAGUGGGGCCUGAAUCACUGCUAAAUUCUGCCCCCAUUGAGUUAUUUCUUGACAGAUCUAUCAAUUGCAUACCUGGAUUAAGUAAGAGGCACUGUCGUCAGCUGGAAAAUUGUGGCUUUCACACGGUGAGAGAUAAUUUGCGGGAAUUGCUAUAUCAUUUUCCUCGAACUUAUGCUGAUUUACAGAAUGCGCAGACUGCAAUUGAUGACAGACAAUACCUGAUUUGCAUUGGGAAAAUCUUAUCUUCAAGGGGAAUCAGAAAUAGCUGUUCUUUUUCAUUUCUUGAGGUGGUUGUGGGCUGUGAGAUUGCAGACAAUCAAUCAACUUCUGAGCAUACAGUCGAUGAUAUUGAUAGUAAAGGAAAGAAGACAAUUUAUUUGCAUCUGAAGAAAUUUUUUCAUGGUACUCGUUUUACAUUUCAACCUUUUCUUAAAAGUCUUGAAGAGAAGCAUAAAGAGGGAGAGAUUGUUUGCGUUAGUGGUAAGGUGGGCACCAUGCAUACUAAGGAUCACUUUGAAAUGAGAGAGUACAAUAUUGAUGCUCUUGAAGAUCAAAAGGAUUUAUCUUUUUGUGCGAAAGAGAAGCCGUAUCUCAUAUACCCUUCAAAAGGAGGCUUAAAUCCAAACUUUCUUAGAGACAUAAUUGCAAGAGCCUUACGGUCCUUGCCUGUCAAUAUUGAUCCUAUACCGAAAGAUGUGACUCAGGGCUUCGGACUAUUAAGCCUUCGCAAUUCCUAUUUCUUAAGAAGCUGCAAAAAGCGACGGUUGCAGUUCCAGGAAUUGUGUCUGCAAAAUUCCCCACAAAAGAUAGCUGUGGCAGAACCACCGUUAUGCACAUGCGGGGCUGGACGCAUGGUCUUGUUUAUGGCAAGGACGGAGAAGAACUAUGGGCGAUGGUUUUAUAGGUGCCCGCUUUGGGAGGACCACCGACUCAGCUUUUUGUGGGUUGAUGAAUUCUACCCGGAAGAAGUACUCACUCCGGUGGUAGAAGCUGUGAGACAACCUCAUAGGAGAGAUACGGCGGCACGAGCAAAGUGGUGGGUGUUGGCUCGCUAUUGCAGGUAUACAGCUGCUGUAGGGCUGUUCUCGUUUAGUGUAAUUGUGCUAUUUGUUGCUAUUAUUGCGAAAUAGUAACAACAAAUAGUUUAUGAACAAUGUGAUGAAUGUUAACUCUAUGUAGUUUAUGUUUAAACUCAAAAUGGCUUGUACUAUGUUAUGUACGAUGUUAGUAUUUAUAAUGCAUGUCAAUCUGUAUGUUAGCUUCAGAGCAGGUAGCUAAAAUAACUACCGAA